Panonychus citri (citrus red mite) is the source of this 1091-nucleotide messenger RNA. RefSeq lists its product as uncharacterized. The coding region runs from base 142 to 606 and encodes 154 amino acids. Gene Ontology annotation, cellular component: BLOC-1 complex. Lineage: Eukaryota; Metazoa; Arthropoda; Arachnida; Trombidiformes; Tetranychidae. The transcript has a single exon. The record is from RefSeq and is a predicted model, not a curated record.
UCUUGGAAGUGUAAACAUAAAUUUCUUGAUUAAUUGUUUCAAUUUAAUUUCUUCGUUUCUUUUAAUUGUUUCAUUUAAAUUGUGAUUUGUUUUUUCUCUUUCUCUCUCUUUUGUUUCUUGUUAUAUUGUUAUUCUUUUUAAAUGUCGGCCAUUGUGGUUAUGGGAGAAGCUCCUGAAUCUGAAGAGGAAAUUGAUCACCAUGAACCAUCACCAACAAUUUCCACCACCAACACCACCACUAAUCCGACUAAUCCCAUGUAUGAUUCACUGUUACAUCAUAAAUUAAGGGAGACAAAUGAAAUAUUUCGAGAUAAAUUGAUCAAAUUAUCCUGUCAACCUUAUCUAAAUGCGACUAAAGAAAUAAAUUCACUUUCUCAGCAAUUAAUUAAAUCACAGAAAAUGGUUCAACAAGUUUCAGGAACAUUAACCAAAUUAACUAAAGAUUUAAAAAAUGUUGAAAUUACUCUGGAUUCUUAUGGUUUGGAUUCAUCAUCAUCAUCAUCACCAUCAUCAGCAAUCCCACCGUUCACAAAUAAACUAUUGCAAUCAUCAACAUUAUUACCAUCAUCUUCAGCAUCAUCACCUCGAAGACAACCCGAUGAUUGAAAAUCUAGACAAUUAUCAUUAUUGGAUUAUGAUGACAAUUAACAACAAUCAACCAGAAGGAAGAAACUCAAAUAUGGCGGAUUAUGGAAAUACUCCCAUCUAGAUGGCCCUGCCAUCUCUAUGUUUCUCUUUGUAUCCAAUUAUCUCUGUUGUUAUUCCCUCUCUCUCUCUAUCCUUUUGUUUUCUUUAGUUCGCUUGUUUCCGAGGUGACACAAAUCUCCCUCCGCCAUCUUAUUUUCUUAUCUGCAAACAUCACAUGCAAUUGUUUUUUCUUCCACAGCAAAUAUCUUCCACUUUCCAUUCUCUUAAACAUCUCAUCUCUUUUUUGCCUUUAAUUAAUCCCCCUUAGAUACUUAGUUCUGCUCGUUUUUCAAUCUCUUUCUUCACCUUUAAUUUUUUUCUCUCUCUCUCUGUCUCUGUCUCUCCCUCUCUUUUUGCUUCUUAGUACAAUUGUUACUCCAGUAAUUUAACACCAUUCUCUUCAU